GACUGUAAUGGAGACACAUUAUUUCAUUGUGCACCUCCUGAAUGUGAGUUUUUGUUAGACUCAUUAUCAACAUGGGGGCCAGUGGUUUCCUGAGUGAAGAUCAGAUCAAUGAUCUCUCUUAUGUGUACAUAGUGUUACUAACUCCCAGUGUGAUAGGGAGUUUCUCCGUUUUGGUGAUUUCGAUUGUAAGAUGGCGACAUCUGAGAGAACAGGUACAACUACUGGUGCAACUUUCCCUGGCAGAUCUCCUGGCUGCUCUGAUCCUGAUGUUCACGAGUGUCAUGAACACAGUCAGAACCGACAACAGUGUGGUUAUCUGCCAUUACAGCCUGCCCCUGUCACUGACAUUUUAUUUCAUUUCAUUCCUGCUGGUGGUUGUUUACGCCUGGAAGUCAAAGAAUUCUCUCCAAGGAUGGAGGGAAAGUGCAACAGAUGAUGAGGGUGGACUGAUUCAGUGCAGAAGAAAAAUAGUAGCUAUACCUGUGUAUAGCAUUGUGUGGUCAACUCCACUUGUGUUAUACUUAGCAUAUGUGCUUCAUGGUUUAAUGACAGCCAGUUUAGUGAUUCCUAUGAGCGACAAAUCACUGAAUGAGAUCCGGCAGAAUCACAGCUCGUACUGCACCAGCUGCAUUUUGUUCCUGCAUGUCUGGAAGGAUCCCUGUCCAGACGCUGAGCAAAUCCAUCACACUUUCGUCAAAGCAUUCCUUUUCUUGGUGGUGCUACCAGUGAUGCUAUCUUGCACGGUUAUUUACUAUAAGGUUGGGAGGUGGUAUAAAAGACAUGAGCAGGAGGGGCUUUUCCCGGUGGAGGGAGACGGCCUCUCAAGGAGGCGGAUCAAAAAUCUGUGUUCAACUGCGCGGAAUAUGGUGGUGGUCAUCUUAAUCUGUUGGACUCCAGCUCUUGUCCUCAUUCUGCUAUCUACCCUGAUGAAAUGGACCACUAUUGAACAACGCAGCCUAUUUGGCAUCUACAUGGUGCAGGCGGCCACUAUGUCACUCCAAGGUUUCCUCAACAGUAUGGUCUACGCCUGGAGACGGCCCAACUUCACAGAAGCCGUUCUUGGGGAAAAGACGCCUCUGGUGGCAUACAACCACAUGGCCUUCUUUGAUGAGUCAUUGAGGACCUCCUGAUAGCCGAUGUGUCAUUUUUGUGCUGCAGCAUGUUGUUCUGGCCUUAAAGAGACAAACUGCUCACUUCAUUAUUUAAUGACAGUUAAGACUGAAGCACAAACAGUUCUCAUUUUUGCACUAAACGUGAAAAAAAAACACAACAACACGAAGAAGUAAACACAAACUUAAAGGACUUUGUCAAGUAUUAAACAGACACUGCUAGAAAGUAGCAUAUAUUUUGGAGGGCAUGCAGGAUUAAAUGCAGUCUUUGUAAAUUAUACUAUUUUAUUUAUACAUUUCUUGUUGAUGUACUGUUUUAUCAAAUAUUUUAAAAACAUCAGAGAAUUUU
Messenger RNA from Cololabis saira (Pacific saury), 1458 nucleotides. RefSeq lists its product as uncharacterized. Bases 72 to 1130 code for a protein of 352 amino acids. Lineage: Eukaryota; Metazoa; Chordata; Actinopteri; Beloniformes; Belonidae. The record is from RefSeq and is a predicted model, not a curated record. Gene Ontology annotation, biological process: adenylate cyclase-activating G protein-coupled receptor signaling pathway. Gene Ontology annotation, cellular component: plasma membrane. The transcript is spliced from 12 exons. Gene Ontology annotation, molecular function: G protein-coupled receptor activity.